Messenger RNA from Adineta steineri, 1059 nucleotides. The record is from the annotation of a GenBank genome assembly. NCBI's taxonomy places the organism in Eukaryota, Metazoa, Rotifera, Eurotatoria, Adinetida, Adinetidae.
AUGUAUCCUAAACAACGACCCACACCACCAGAAGUAUCGGAAUGGAUGGCAAAAGAUUUGGUUGUAGAUAGCGUAGAAAAAGCUUCACGUUUCCAAAGAAAAGAAGAUAGACAAAAUUUAAUUGUUAGCCGACGAUUUUUUUCCGAUUUAUUAAGUUUAUCAUUUGAACGUUAUCGAAAAAUUUUAACAUGUAAUUUUGAAAAGAACAGUUUUCUUAAAAAUCAACGUGCAAAAUCCGAAACAUCAAUGCCUGGUCUUCGUCCAUAUGUGGAUCAAUUAAUGUUUGAUGGUACUGAUCAUACUUCAUCUGGAUAUAAAAAUGAUGGAGAAGGAUUAACAAGCCCAUCAUCGCAUUCACUUUUUUCUCGUCCAGAAACAAGAUCUGAUUUAACAUUUAAUCGAAGACCACAAUCAACACUUACACGAGUUAAAACAGCACUACCUAUGAAAGCUCAACCUGAAAUAGCACGUGCUUUAACUCCAAAAUCAUCUAAUAGCCAACGACCUUUAACUGGACUACCAUCAGCACGUGACCGCAUUAAUCAUUCAUCUCAAUCACGAAGACCUCAACUUGAUUUAUCAUUUUCCAGUUCAAAACGAUCGAUGAUUCAAAGACCUGUAACUCGACAACCAAUAUCUCGUGAACGACUUGAUUUUUUAGCUCAACCAAAAAAUCAUCGUUUUAAAUCAGCUGGUGCUGAUCAUAUUCGAACCAGUAUGACUGAACAAGCGAUAACAUCUAAUGAAGCUUUAGAUGAAUAUGAUCAACUACAAAUGCAAAAUGCUUCAUCGGAAAAACCUAAAAGUGCUGCACUUGAUAAUCGUUUUAAUGAUUUAAUGGAUGUUUUCUCUAAAGUGCAUCAUGGACGAAGUUCAAAAACUCAAUCAGUUAAAAGUAUUAUACAGAAUAAUACUUCAUUACAAGAUGAACGAGGCCGUUGGAAAAUGGUACGUCCGCCAGUAACAAAUCGUCGACCUACAUUUCGAAAUCGUCAUGAAACACUUGCUGAUAAACUUACUAAUAAAGUGGAUAUAUUUUUAAUUGAUGUUGGUGCAUAA